This is a messenger RNA of Suillus paluster, 431 nucleotides long. RefSeq lists its product as uncharacterized. The transcript has 5 exons. The coding region runs from base 52 to 339 and encodes 95 amino acids. Gene Ontology annotation, molecular function: catalytic activity. NCBI's taxonomy places the organism in Eukaryota, Fungi, Basidiomycota, Agaricomycetes, Boletales, Suillaceae. The record is from RefSeq and is a predicted model, not a curated record.
UCUACACGUCUGGUCCUGACUUUACGCGCUGCGAGAUUGGCAAUACUAAGUAUGGCUCAUAUGAAAGCACCCAGCUGGUCGAGCAUGUUGGUUCCUAUGACAAGCGCCGGUAGAUGUGUUAUGUCCCACAACAUAUUCGGCCGCCAGUCUGCGCGCAGAAUGUUUACCGUUCCUACAGACCUGCCGCCCGCCCCUUCAGGCGAUCUCCCAUUGUCAGGAAUCCGGGUUCUUGAGCUUGGACAACUCAUUGCUGGCCCCUUCUGUGGCCAAUUGCUGGGAGAUCAUCAAGGUCGAACCACCUUCAACCGGAGACCCACUACGGGUAUGGCGCGAACUUGACAUUGACGGGACGAGCCCUUGGUUCCGAAGUCUUGCAAGGAACAAGAAGAGCGUUGCUAUUGACCUGAGGAAACAGGAAGGAAGACAACUCG